Messenger RNA from Epithele typhae, 1206 nucleotides. RefSeq lists its product as uncharacterized. The transcript is spliced from 2 exons. The coding region runs from base 1 to 1206 and encodes 401 amino acids. The record is from RefSeq and is a predicted model, not a curated record. Gene Ontology annotation, molecular function: DNA binding. Lineage: Eukaryota; Fungi; Basidiomycota; Agaricomycetes; Polyporales; Epitheliaceae.
AUGCACCGCCGCCCCCGCCCCGUUGCGCCCCAGUCCAACCGUUGUCGAACGCACUCCCGUCGACGGGGUGCCGCGUCGAACACGAAAGCGGUUUACGAGCAUGCAGCUCAUAGUAUUGGAACAUCUAUACCACAAAGCGACACAUCCCACCCGCGAGCAGCGCGAGGAGCCGCGAAGGAAGCAGACAUUGACAUUCGUUCCGUCACCGUAUGGUUCCAGAACAAACGCCAAACCGACCGCCGCAUCCACCGCCAGAACUCCGAGCCCGCACUCCCCAGCUCCUCACCCCCGCCGCCCUCGCUCCCGCCCUCCUCGCCGUUCUCCGACGCGCCGGGGAACACGAUCACACCAUCCGUCGCGCCCGCACGUUCCCGCGCUCCCUCCCCCACGACGACCCCUUCUGCCGCAAGCGUGAGCGCGACCCCGGGGCGAGGGCGACGCGCCGCCGCCGAAGCUCAGCCGCCAGCGCCCCGCGCGGCACCUAUCCCUCGACAACAUCGCCGCCCGCGCGGAACGCCCCGCCCUCGCCCCUCUCUCGCCCUGCGCCUCCCCCAGCACACCGUGAGCCCCGUGCACCCGCCGCAAGAGACUGCCCCGUCGCUAGGCUCGCACGCACCGUCGUCGUCCCCCGCGGGCCCGAAGACGCCGGAGAAGCUGCGCCGAGCGGGCGUGCGCGCCCUGUGGGAGAACAUGCCGUCGAGCCCGCCCGAGGCGGACGAGCGGAGGGAGGGAGGGUCCGUGCCGUUCGGGAGGCGCAUCACGCUAGAGUACGCGUGUGCGCGGGAGAUGCUGGGCGGCGAGGGGCUGGGUCGGGUGAGGGUGCGCAGAGACCGGCCGCGGGGCCAUCGACGUCGGCGAGAGAAGGAGAAGAACAAGGAGGGAGCGCGGAGGGAGAAACAGGCGGUGCAGACGACGGUGGUGGAGGCGCGGGAGGACGAAGAAGACGACGAGCGGGCCGUGCCGGGUGCCGAAUCAGAUGGCGACACAGACACAGAAGGCUUGACGGAGCCGCCCGUGACGCCUUCGAGCAACUUCGGGAUGGGCGACCUAUCCAUGGACGAGUUGGACCUCGAGCUCGAGAAAGACGGCGAGUCGCCGAUCAUCACGCCCAAGGAGUUGAGGCAACUGGGACCAGUUGAAGUCAUGGAAAACUCCGACCUCAUGGACGUCGCAUAUGUUUUAUGCGGCUUGAAACAGCGAUGCUGA